Messenger RNA from Aspergillus ochraceoroseus IBT 24754, 1611 nucleotides. RefSeq lists its product as uncharacterized. Gene Ontology annotation, molecular function: RNA polymerase II transcription regulatory region sequence-specific DNA binding. The record is from RefSeq and is a predicted model, not a curated record. The coding region runs from base 5 to 1279 and encodes 424 amino acids. Gene Ontology annotation, cellular component: nucleus. NCBI's taxonomy places the organism in Eukaryota, Fungi, Ascomycota, Eurotiomycetes, Eurotiales, Aspergillaceae. The transcript is spliced from 4 exons.
GCAUAUGACGUGCGAUUCGGAGCGGCCAUGCACUCGAUGUAUAAAGCGCAAUAUCGGCCACCUAUGCCAUGACGAGCCGAGAGAGCCCUCUAAACGGUCGCGCAGUGAACACGAACAUUCAGCCGCAGACGAAGAGGGUUCUUCGAACAAUGAGUAUUCGAAUGUUCAAGGGAUGCCUAGAAAUGUCGAUAUCCAAGAUGCUGCAGGCCAGCAAAUCCUCGCCGAUGGGUCUAUCGGUCUUGCAUCCUCCACAGUGGGUGCCGUACAACCGGGGCCUUUGGCCUCUGCAACGGGUCAAAACCUUGGGCCCACCUCUCAGCAGAUGCUUGGCUAUAAUGACUGGCUAGGCGGCCAAAGCCAGUUUCAGGAUAUGCACACGUUCCACCCGUCUUACAUGUUCAAUGCGCCCGAAGUUACGAAUGAAUACAACUUACUUGGCGACUUUCUCAGCAGCAGUUUAUUAGACGACGGCGUCAUGUUUCAAAACGACGAUAUGCAGCGAAUGUACUCCGACCCAACAUUGAUCAAUUCCAUGAACGCGCUAGGGGGACCGAAUACAACGCUUCUUCAACAAUCUCAGACGAUACAGCCGGCACAAAGUCACCAAUCGCAAGGUGAACUUGUUUCAGGACCGAGCGCUAUAGUCGGAAACGAUAAGGCAAGGGAAACGUAUUAUAUGACCGCCGCAGACCCCUCAGGAUCUGACCCACCCGAAGAGCGCAUGAACAAGCUUCUGAAGGCUAAAUAUGAUGCUGGACUUCUACGACCAUUCAAUUAUGUCAAGGGCUACGCCCGAUUGAACCAAUAUAUGGAGAAACAUUUGCAGCAGGCGUCACGACAAAAGAUUCUCCGACAAUUGGACAAGUUUCGACCAAAGUUCAGAGAGAGGAUGCAAAGCCUGACCGACAUUGAGUUGAUUCUUGUGGAAAUGUGGUUCGAGCGAAGUUUGAUGGAAUACGACCGUGUUUUUGCCAGUAUGGCUAUCCCCGCUUGUUGCUGGAGGAGAACUGGUGAGAUAUUCCGAGGCAACAAAGAGAUGGCUGAGUUGAUCGGGGUCCCCAUUGAGGUUCUCAGAGAUGGGAAGCUAGCUAUUCAUGAAAUAAUAGUGGAAGAUCAGCUUGUGAGCUACUGGGAGAAGUUCGGGGCCAUUGCUUUUGAUAAUACCCAGAAGGCGAUGCUCACAAGCUGCACCUUGAAGAAUCCGAAUGCCAACACACCUAGUGACGGCAUCCGGUGUUGCUUUUCAUUUACAAUUCGGAGAGAUAAUCAUAAUAUGUGAGUACUUCAGGAACAGUCAAAUGUAUGGGCUCCAGGUCUAACCAUUUACCAGUCCGUCCCUCAUUAUUGGAAACUUUCUACCCUCGCAACGAAAAAGCAAAUGAACUUACCUUAGUGCUUUUUCAAUACCUGGCGCUCAUGUAUGAUCUUAUUCUAUUUAUGCCAUAUGGGGCUUCUCUUUGAUCGGUUGUACAGGCAGCUUUGACUUGUUGAUCUAGGUUUCUUAUAUACCACUUUCGAUGUUGCGCAGUUUUCAAAAUUGUAUUAUUAUUAUAUCUCCAUCAAACAGCCACAAGAAAUCUGUACUUUCGGUUUUUUUUUUUUUUUUUUUUU